CGGAACCAAAAUACACCACAACUCUGUUUCCUGUUGGACCAUAGACGACGGGGACUUCCGUUGGUGCCUUUUCUAGCUGGAUAACGAUGGCUUUCCCAGAGUUUACAUCGGAAUAAGUAAAGUGGUUGAUGGCCAGUCUCGCUCCUUUCGACCCGUCUGCUCUCGCCUCAUUUCUUUCCACGUUGCUUCCGUGCGGCUUCGCUGUGGGGCCAUCGCGGCUCAGUGGAGGCAGGAUGGGGCUGUGGUGGGUCGGCCGCUCGCUGGAGGGUGGAUCCCUGCUGGGGAGUGAUGGGGACACGGAGUGGGCCUCGAAGUUUCUCACUGACCCGAUGACUCACAGCGGAGAUGGUGAACUCACGGUGAACUCCGAGUCAAAAACAUGUCAGACCAACAGCAGAGAGGCAGAAAAGGAACUGAAGGAGAUAGCAGCAAAUAAAGAAGAAGCUUUGCUAGAAAGAGGUGUCUGGAUCAAAUUUGCCUGCCAGACGCGAAGCAGAGGCCAGCAAAAUGUGUCAGUGCAGUGUACCUGUGUAGAGGUGUGUGCAGGCGAGUGUAUGGACGUGGGUCUGCGCGUGUGUCGGGACAUCCAGCCAGGAACAGAGCUGCUGUUGUACACAGACAUUGUGGAGAAAACAGACAAACCUGACACACAGGACAACUCCUCAGGACUCACAGAUAACGAAGUGGAACACACAAAAGACCCAGAGACUGUGGUUACCAACGAAUCGAUCUCUGAAGAGACGGCAGAGAAGACAGAGGACAAACAGGAGGAAGAACGCCACAGAAGCCCACGCAGAUGCAUCAAGAGGAGUCACACAACCGCACACCUGAGGAAGAGGAGAGCUCAGAAAACCCUGGAGAGUCGCACUAACGCUCACAGAGACAAUAAUAAUAUCACAACAGCAGGUGGACACACAGGCAGCACAUGUAGUGUCCCAGCUGCUGUGGACAGACAGUCACACUGUAAACCUACGGACAGACGGACAGACUCCGGAGGCCUCUCUGCACCUCCUCCCGUCCGCUGCAGCUCCCGCCUGGCUGCUAAACCACGACGCGUUCACUGUCCGACUGGCCGGGGGAAGCAACCCCCUGCCUGCGCAGACCCACCCAAACAGCCAGAGGGGUCAAGCUCCACUGAGGACGCCGCGUCCGUCACAGAGAAGGCCGUAUCCGUGAAGAUCUCACAGCCUGAUGCCGAGGCUGAUGCAGCACCGUGUGUUUCGGAUGCGGGUCUUUCGUGGCAUCCAGAGAUUAGAGAAAGGCGGUACAGGUGCUCCAGCUGUGGGAAAAAGUUCUACCAGAUCGGUCACUUAAAGAAACACCAGUUCAGCCACACAGAAGAGAAACCGUUCAGCUGCCAAGAGUGUGGGAAGAACUACACCUCUGCAGAAAGCUUCAGAGCACAUCAGAUGAGUCACCGCGGGGAGCGUCCCUUCUCCUGCCCUCACUGUGAGAAGAGCUACGGCCUGAAGCGGGACCUGAAGGAGCACAUGGUGCUGCACACCGGGGAGAAACCCUACGUCUGCGAGCACUGUGGCAAGGCGUUCGCUCGCCGCCCCUCUCUACGCAUCCACCGCCUCCUUCACUGCAGCCGAAUGAUUUACACACAGUCUCCGAAGGUGCAGUGUACAGUCUGCCCCAAGCUACUGGCUAACUCCGGCUCUCUGAGGAACCACAUGAAGCUCCACACGGGGGAAAAACCUCACAUCUGUCAGCACUGUGGGAAGUGCUUCAGUCAGAAAGGGAACCUCGAGGCUCACUUGAGAAUCCACAAUGGAGAGAAGCCGUAUCCUUGUUCCGAGUGUGCCCAGAGCUUCUCCCAGAAACCCGACCUCCGUCGACACAUGUUUUCUCACACUGGAGGAGGUUUCCUCUGCAGCUACUGCGGAAAAUCUCUGAGGGACCCGCACAGCCUGAAGUCACACGAAAGACUGCACACUGGAGAAAGGCCCCACCGCUGCCCUGUCUGUGGAAAAGGCUACACCUUGGCCACCAAGCUGCGGAGACACAUAAAGUCAUCCCACCUGAUGGAGAAGCCGUACAGCUGCCACUUGCGGCGCUUCCUACACUGUGAGACAAAGUCUGCUGAGGCAUCAAGCUCAGCACAGGACUGAGGGAGGAACUCAGGAGGAGGUGAAGGCCGUGGAAUCAGAGGAAGGACACAGAGAGGAGAUGAAGAACAGCGACAAGACGGAGGUCGUGCAAGAGUUGGCGGCUUCAGGCUCCAGCCACACGAAGCCGAUCAGAGGCAGACCCAAGAAGAGCUUCCCCCGAGGAGGGUCACAUAAAGCGGAAAAGGGCACGAGGAAAGAUGGAGGAAAAGGACUUGAGGAAAGUUCAAGAGACUGAGACCAUGAGAGCAGAGAUGGGAGGAGAUGAGGAGGCUUCAGGUAACUUCCAACAUGUCGUCUACGUCCACACAGACGACCUGUCCACGCCGAGCUCCACCCCUCUGCUCCUCACCUCCGAGAGCUCGCUGCCUGCGGGGGCGGGGCAGGAGCUGGUGGAGA
Molecule: messenger RNA, 2510 nt
Organism: Cottoperca gobio
Lineage: Eukaryota; Metazoa; Chordata; Actinopteri; Perciformes; Bovichtidae
Product: zinc finger protein 408-like
Exons: 9
Coding region: 129-2114 (661 amino acids)
Biological process (GO): regulation of transcription by RNA polymerase II
Cellular component (GO): nucleus
Molecular function (GO): RNA polymerase II transcription regulatory region sequence-specific DNA binding; DNA-binding transcription factor activity, RNA polymerase II-specific
Source: RefSeq, a predicted model, not a curated record